AUGAUGGGUCUUCCAGCUUCGGCUCCGAUCGCUCUACCCAUUCAACGAGGUCUAGUGCCCAUAGGGUUCGCCCCUCCCACCAAGUGGCGCAUGAGGCCUACCUCUACAAAGUUGGCUAUUCUCUAUCUCCUCUAUACAUUCACUAUCACCUGCGUCCUCACCUUCAUCAUGUGGCUCGCCUACGUGAAGAUUCCCUAUAUAGUCGACAUCGAGUGCGACCGGGAAGGCCAUGUCCGCACCCCACCCGCCGUCUCGACGCUAACGGUCUGUGAGCAGAUCAAGGUGGCUCAUGGCGGCCCAGCUAAGGCGGUCUACGCGGCCCUUGCUGCUGCCAACUUGACCUCGUUCGAUCUCACUCACAGUAUUCUGUGUGAACAAGGCGCCAUACCAGAUCUGUUGCAAGUAGCACAUGAUUCGGAUGAACCCGAUCUCGUCGUGUAUGGCCUGCAAGCUCUUGGUAACCUCGCUGGCUCCUCUUCGACCCACUCUGCCAUGAUGAAAUACAAGGUUAAAGUCGCGACACUCUUUGCUCUGUCCAACCUCAGCGGAUGUCCAUUGCAUAGAGAGAUGAUGAUGACCGAACUUGGAGUUCAUGAGGCUGUGUGGAAAGACUUGUUCGAUCCAUCGCGGAGAGUGAUGGCUCAAGCUUUGGAGGUUAUACGCGGCUUGUCGGUCCAUAAGAAGGCUCAAGAGAUGUUCCCGACGAUGGGCAUCCUCCCUUACUUGGCGAGUAUACUUCGAACCAAGGUACACAAGGAGGUCCAUAAUGAUGCCGUCAGUGAAGAUCUAAGGCAUGCUGCUCUGGACACCCUUGUUCACGUGAGCUUCAACGAAGUAUCGGCCAGGAUGAUCCUCAACUCCACAGAAUGUGUUGAGGUUGUGUCCAAACUGGCCCAACUAGGUGGAGAAGACCAGGUCAUCGGAGGCUUUGAUUACGAUGGCAACCUUCACUAUGUCGAACAGGCGUUAUGUAUAAUAGCGAACCAAUUGAGUGACCCGUCGACCCAUGCUGAUAUCAUGGAGGGUAGAGGUAGAGCACUCUACGAUGGUCUCCGUCACAACGUAGACUCGGCAAUAACUUCGGUGAUAGAGCAUGUCAUCAGAGCCUACAUGCAUCUCAGCAUGAACACUAGAUACCACGAACGGAUACUCGAGACUGGUCUUAUCUGUGGAGUGGUGAUGGUGGCAAUGCAUGAGCAGCUACCUUUAUCCAUGAGAGUCUGCGCCAUACAGCUCAUGGCUUCCCUCUCAGCUACGAGCCCUACGGCCCCUAGUGGAGACUCUGUCCAGGCAGCAUGUGCAUUGGUGGUAUCUGGGGACGCUAACGAUGUGGUGAGGCCCGGCCAGAGAUGUAUCGAUGAUAUGAUGAUAACUUCCCACUUGAGUCAUCCUCCUCAUCUCUCAGCCACAGUUGAACAGAGCCUCUAUCGGCAGCUGAGACGGUAUGCUGCAAUGACUGUAGCGAACUGUGCUGCUGCAAAGGAAAACAUAGAUCACAUCCUUGGUGGACAUCGAGAUGAUGCACCUUAUAUCAAGGCCAUGCUAUACACGCUCUCGACAACAGACGAUGCUGUAGUGAUGUCCCACAUAAUAAGAUGUUUCCACAACUUGGUCAAUAAUAGCCCAGCACGAUGUGCGCGGAUACUCCUCGACGCUGGUUUGCUGAACACGAUCUUCCUCAGCCCCACUAACAUAUCUCAUGAGAAAUCACGACGAUCUGACUCAGUACUGGACGUGAGCGGUGAAAGCGAAGGCCUCCACAAACAUCUGGGGUAUGGUAAGAUGCCGGUAGACGAAGCUCGGGGGGAGCACAUAAAGAAGCUGAUGGAAAACGAUGGUGAUGUUGGACUAUCGCUGGGAGAGAGAAAGUCGAUGCUACUGCUGCUGUUACAAGUGAUGAACAUAGAGAGCUGUAUAUACCUUUGCGACAUGCUCAUCGCUAUGAUCAACUCGGAGGAGUAUUGCAAAGUUAGGAUUAUGAAGGAAGAGGAGGUCCGCAUGUCCGCCACCUCCCUUCGUGGUGUGGUGAUGGCAGAUGGGCUGCGGCUUCUACUGACAGCUUGCGAGAACGAGACGCACGUCGAGAUAGUAGCUAACGCCUUGAAGGCUCUCAUCCCCUUCGCCGAAUCAGAGAUAUAUCGGCCCGUCAUAGGAGGGCCGUCCCUGAGAGGUAUGGAAAUCAUCAGCAGCUAUCUCUAUUCGGACAACCUUGAAUUGAAGCAGACGGCCAUCUUCCUCCUGCAGCAUCUUCUCACGAGUCAGGCAAACCGACGCUCUUUUUUGAACCUGCAUCGUGAUAGGGAACAAAGAGGAGUUUGCGACAUUAUGGCUAUCCCAGAGGAAGACGAUCUAGAAGGCCUUGUGAACUGUCUGCCGAUAGUUCGCCUUGGAAUCCCCAAGAACGUGGUACUCAAGCCAGGAGUCGCUAGUGGAAGUGACUCUAUGGAUCUUUCGGCCCUCGGUGACAUCUUUGCUGGAGGCCUAUAUGACCCUUUCGUCCUGAAGUGCGCGACGAGGGCGCUGGCUCUGCUCGCCGGGGAGAAGGACGUUAGUGCGCUGAGUAGGAUUAUCGACUAUAAGAUCCCUGUGCUCGUGCACAACAUAUUCUACUCGGGCCAGAUAGAUGAGGAGACUGCUGAGGGUAUCGUGAUGUUCACUGCUGAGAUGUGCCAGACCAACGACAGCACUCUGGAUUCCAUGGUCAAGUCGAUGAACGGCCGAGCACUUGUCAAGAUUCUGCUCACGUACCACUCCCUGGACUUCUCUCCAGCCACAAGAUUGGCAUGCUUGGGCGCGAUAUAUGUCCUUGCCCUUCACGGGAAGCAUCGAGGCUUGCUCAUUGAAUUCCUUCCUGUUUUGGCUGCUACUAUUGAUGCGGUGUUAUAUGGGAGCUCAGGAGAACAGAUCGACGCUGAUGACCCUAGUGUUGUACCUCUGGAACUACGGAGUGAAUUCGAUUCGAUAGAUUCUCUACGCGCUAUGACUGAGAGGAUGCUGUCUCUGAUUGCAACUUUCGUCUUGGAAACUCUCAUCCAGCUCACUUACGUCUGUCCCACGGCCCUGUCCCUGCAAGGUGUUGGUAAGAUACUAGAGAUCCUACCAUACUGUACACUGCCACUUAAGCAGAGAGUAUGUGUACUCCUAGCAAACGUUCUAUCGAGAGAGGUGGUCAACGACGACGGUGACGACAGAACAAAGAUCGAAAGCGCUCUCGCUUCUACUGGAGACUUCCUACAACGCCUUCUCUUCGACACGAAUGAUGACGAACUCAGACGUUACCUCACUGGGGUCUUGACCAACCUAGUGGCCGUGCCAGAAUGUGUGGGGACAACACUGAGGGCGAGCGCGGUGCUUCGUAUGUGUGCGAAAAGGAAUACCUGGGAGUACUACGUGUCGAAUUUUGCAUUGCAUUUGGAGUUGGCUAGGUUGUUGAACAACGUGGCUGGCAACAACCCUAGGGCCUUGAAUGACCCUCUUGUUGUUCGAUACAUCAACGCGGCUCUGAGGCACAGCUAUCGGCUGGUGAGUAAGGUGGUGGUGCCAGUGAAGGAAGGUGCUGGUGAGGAGAAAGAGAAAAUGGCGGGAACGUCCGAAAGGUUCACUUUGACGUUUACGCAAGUUGACAUGCCGCGGAUUGGAUUGAAGAUGAGCUGGCAGGAACCUCAUCCGCUUGUCAAGCAUGUCUUCCCUGGAGGGCCGGCGGAGCGUAAGGGAGAGGUACGAGAAGGCGAUCUUCUCAUGGCUAUCAACGGUGACACCGCCGUGGUGACACAGGACUACUUGAGCUGCAUAGAGCCGCUCUUGAAGCUGAGGCCACUCAAGCUUACUUUCUGUCAUCCGUUUGAGCAAGGAGAGGAGGUGGAAAGGAAGACUGCUGCUUUGGAACCGACCGGAGGAGUCUCCCGAGCAGAAGUGGCAUCGGCUGCAGAAGAGCGGGAACAACUUGAGUGUUUCCAGCUGCUCUUCAAUACACUAUACGCUUUAUCGGCCGAUCGAGGAGUACAGGAAACCAUACUGGCUGAGAAAAGUACCCGGGAAGGCACAAUUGUGGAGUGGAUUGUCUCUACCUUCGUCGCCACUGACGGACUGGGUCGUGGAAUGCGAGAUGCCCAAAGCACUGAGAAACUGCAUAGUGUUGCGAACAGGAGAACGGCCUAUGCUAUCAUCGCCAAUAUGUGCAAGUCUCACGGGAUCAGCCAGAGACUGUCCGCUGCUUUAGUGGGGAAUAUCAAGAUGGAUGUGGACUUCAGAGUCACCUCUUCUGAGCUGGCCAGUGAGGAGGAGCUGGGGGAGGUGUUGGCCCAUAAGGACAUGCAGAUGCUGGCGCUGUAUGCAUCUAUUCUUUCCUAUUGUGAUACUGUGGAGGCUGAAGUGGAUGUUGACAGCGAAGCAUUGGAGAGCACGAUACGACUCGCUAGGGAGCAGCUUGAGGAAGCUGAAGGCCAGGCAACGAUAGCACCGAUUGGUGAGUCUACUAGUGUGGGGGUUGACAUAGGGGAUUAA
Molecule: messenger RNA, 4503 nt
Organism: Perkinsus marinus ATCC 50983
Lineage: Eukaryota; Perkinsozoa; Perkinsida; Perkinsidae
Exons: 28
Coding region: 1-4503 (1500 amino acids)
Biological process (GO): nucleus-vacuole junction assembly
Molecular function (GO): protein-membrane adaptor activity; protein binding
Source: RefSeq, a predicted model, not a curated record